Messenger RNA from Saimiri boliviensis boliviensis (Bolivian squirrel monkey), 1659 nucleotides. NCBI's taxonomy places the organism in Eukaryota, Metazoa, Chordata, Mammalia, Primates, Cebidae. The record is from RefSeq and is a predicted model, not a curated record.
AUGAAAACGAGUCUGUUUGGUGUCUGGGCCCUGCUGGCCUUGAUUCUUUGCCCAGGGGCCCCAGAAGAGUUGUUUGAGGUUUCUGUUUGGCCAAAUCAGGCCCUGGUGGAGUUUGGACAGUCCCUAGUGGUCAACUGCAGCACUACCUGUCCAGACCCAGGACCCAGCGGAAUUGAGACCUUCUUGAAGAAAACUCGGGUAGGCAAAGGGCCUCAGUGGAAAGAGUUUCUUCUGGAGGAUGUCACAGAGAAUUCCAUCCUGCAGUGCUUCUUCUCUUGUGCAGGGAUUCAAAAGGACACAAGCCUUGGCAUCACUGUGUAUCAGCCACCAGAGCAAGUGAUUCUGGAGCUGCAGCCUGCCUGGGUGGCUGUGGAUGAAGCCUUCACAGUGAGGUGUCAUGUGCCCAGAGUAGCACCCUUGGAGAACCUCACCCUUACCCUUCUCCAGGGUAACCAAGAACUGCAUAGAAAGAACUUUAUGAGCUUGGCUGUGGCCUCCAAAAGAGCUGAGGUCAUCAUCCAUGUCAGAGCCCAAAGGGAAAAUGACAGGUGCAGUUUUUCCUGCCGUGCAGACCUGAACUUGAGUUUGCAAGGUGGGAGGCUCUUUCAAGGCAGCUCACCCAUCAAAAUACUCCGCAUCUUUGAAUUCUCUCAGAGUCCCCAGAUCUGGGUCUCUUCCCUUUUGGAGGUUGGAAUGGCGGAGACUGUGAGCUGCGAGGUGGCUAGGGUGUUUCCAGCUGAAGAAGUUAUGUUCCACAUGUUCCUGGAAGACCAGGAGCUGAGCUCCUUCCUUUCCUGGGAAGGGGACAUAGCACGGGCCAAUGCUACCAUUCGGGCCAUGGAGGCUGGUGAUCAGGAGCUGUCUUGCUUUGCAUCUCUGGGUCCAAUUGAACAGAAAACAAGAAAGCUAGUGCACAGCUACAGGUUCCCUCCACCAAUCCUGGAGCUAAAAGAAUCAUACCCAUUGGCAGGGACCGACAUUAAUGUGACCUGCUCAGGGCAUGUAUUAACAUCACCCAGCCCUACUCUUCGGCUUCAAGGAGCCCCAGAUCUCCUUGCCCCUGGGGAGCCUGCCUGGCUUCUAUUUACUGCCAUGGAGGAAGAUGAUGGCCGGAAUUUCUCCUGCGAGGCCUCUUUGGAGGUGCAGGGUCAGCGGUUGAUGAAAACCACUGUGAUCCAGCUCCAUGUUCUAUACAAGCCACGGUUAGAGGAAUCUGGUUGCCCUGGCAAACAGACCUGGCUAGAAGGGAUGGAACACAUGCUUGCCUGCAUCCCAAAGGGAAACCCAGCUCCAGCCUUGGUGUGUACCUGGAAUGGGGUGGCCUUUGACUUUGAAGUGCCACAGAAGGCAACCCAGAACCACACAGGAACCUACUGCUGUACAGCCACUAACCAGCUGGGCUCUGUCAGCAAAGACAUUGCUGUCGUUGUUCAAGGACUGGAUCAAGGAAUCAGCUCUACCAUCUUUGUCAUUAUUACCACUGCCCUUGGAGUGGGUGUCAUCACCAUAGCACUGUAUCUGACCUAUCGGCCCUGCAGAAUGGACAGGAGGAGAUUGCUCUAUAGGCAGAAAGAGGAGGAUGAAGAGGAGGAAAGCCAGUUUGCUGUUCAGCAAGAGAAAAGUACAACUCAUAUAAUUGACAGCCGUUUGGUUGAAUGA